This is a messenger RNA of Fonsecaea monophora, 2982 nucleotides long. RefSeq names its product D-xylulose kinase A. Gene Ontology annotation, biological process: monoatomic cation transport; D-xylose metabolic process; transmembrane transport. Gene Ontology annotation, molecular function: monoatomic cation transmembrane transporter activity; D-xylulokinase activity. Gene Ontology annotation, cellular component: cytosol; membrane. The coding region runs from base 1 to 2982 and encodes 993 amino acids. Lineage: Eukaryota; Fungi; Ascomycota; Eurotiomycetes; Chaetothyriales; Herpotrichiellaceae. The transcript is spliced from 3 exons. The record is from RefSeq and is a predicted model, not a curated record.
AUGUCCUUCCCUCUCCUCAAUCGCCUCCCGUCCGUCAAUCCUCUUGCCUCACGCAUGUCAAUGACGCGAUCGAACACCCAGCAGCAGUCGAGAGGUCAUGCGGGACACUCGCACCACGGCCAUGCACACGCACACGACACCACCUACCUGACCUCGCAGAACAAGAACGAUGCUGGCGUCAAGAUCACAAGGAUUGGGCUGUUCGUCAACCUGGGCAUGGCCAUUGGGAAGGGUGUAGGGGGCGUUGUCUUCCACUCUCAAGCUCUGAUUGCCGACGGCUUCCACGCUCUCACCGACCUGGUCUCCGACUUCAUGACCCUCGCCACCAUCUCUUGGUCCCUCAAACCCGCCACGAAUCGAUUUCCUAGUGGUUAUGGUAAGAUUGAGAGCUUAGGUGCUUUGGGAGUGAGCGGACUGUUACUGUUCGGAGGUGUGGGUAUUGGAUUGAAUGGGCUGGAUGCCCUUUACACACAGUUAAUGCUCGAUCCUGCGGUUGUGGCCCACGCUCAUGACCACGCUGAACAUGCUGGUGGUGGCUUGUUCUCCUUUCUAGGACAUAGCCAUAGCCAUGGUCCCAUAUUACCUGAUCUCAACGCCGCUUGGCUUGCGGCAGGCUCUAUCGUGGUGAAGGAAUGGUUAUACCGAGCUACUAUGAAGAUUGCCCGAGAACGCAAAUCCUCCGUUUUAGCCUCCAAUGCGGUCCAUCACCGUAUAGAUUCGUUGACCAGCAUUGUGGCCCUGGCUACGAUUGGGGGUGCACAUGUCUUUUCGGACGCCUCGUGGCUAGACCCUGUGGGCGGGCUGAUCAUUUCAGCCAUGGUAAUAAGAGCAGGCUGGAACAACACAAAAACCGCUCUCCUCGAGCUCGCAGAUGUCACUGUGGACGAUGAGAUCAAGGGCCUAGUCCGCAGAGCCGCAUCCAGAGCUCUCAAAGGCGAUGCUGCAAAUGGCAUUGAGCCUGUCAAGUUCGGGAAUGAGACCGAGAUCAGAGAUAUACAAGGCGUCAAAUCUGGUCAGAAUUAUCUGAUAGACAUUGAACUCGGGGUACCCAAGGACCUCACCCUGGAGCAGAUGGAGCAGAUCGAAGACGCUGUCCGAGAAAGAUGUGGCUCCAAGAUACGCGGAGUGAGACGAGUUCGCGUCAAAUUCGUCCAGUUGGACGAUGCGAGUGCCACGCUCGCAGGUGAUUUCAUUGUCACGGACACAAAACAUCACCUAUUGAGCAUCCGAGUCAACUGUCUGGUCGGGAUCCAUACCAUGACCUCUCCCGGCCCUCUAUAUCUCGGCUUCGAUCUAUCCACCCAGCAAUUAAAAGGCUUGGUAGUCGACUCCAGUUUGAAAAAGGUCCAUGAGGCCAAGUUCGACUUUGACGCCGAUUCUCAAGGUUUCAAUGUAAAUAAGGGUGUUCUUGUGAACGAAGCCGAGCAUGAAGUCUUUGCACCAGUCGCAAUGUGGCUGCAGGCCAUUGACACACUCUUGGCUCGUCUGAAGGAUGGUGGCCUCGACUUCAGUCGUAUCAGGGGGAUUAGCGGUUCAGGCAUGCAGCAUGGGAGUGUUUUCUGGAAUGCCGAUGCGGAACAACUGCUGUCCCAGCUCGAUCCUUCAAGAACACUGGAGGCCCAGCUUGACGGAGCGUUUGCCCAUCCGUUCAGUCCCAACUGGCAGGAUGCAAGCACGCAGAAGGAAUGUGACGAGUUUGACGCCGUUCUAGGCAACGAGUCGCAACUAGCAAAUGUAACGGGCAGCAAAGCGCACCAUCGCUUCACCGGGCCGCAAAUUCUACGAUUUCAACGUAAAUACCCAGAUAAAUAUAUCAAGACCUACCGGAUCACCCUGGUGUCAUCUUGGAUCGCUACCAUCUUCCUCGGAAAAUAUGCACCCUUUGACAUCUCAGAUGUCUGCGGCAUGAACCUAUGGGAUAUCAAAGCCGGUAAUUGGAAUGAGAAACUGUUGGAACUUGCUGCGGGACCCUCUGGCGUGGAGGCGUUGAAGAAGAAACUGGGCGAUGUGCCUCAAGACGGCGGCAUCCACUUGGGCACCGUCUCUCCCUACUUUGUUAAGCGACAUGGCUUUUCAGAUGAGUGCACCAUUAUCGCCUCGACCGGUGACAACCCUUCCACAAUCCUUGCCUUGCCGCUGCGCAGCAACGAUGCCAUGGUCAGUUUAGGGACAAGUACCACCUUUUUGAUGUCCACUACCGAGUAUAAACCAGAUCCGAGCACGCAUUUCUUCAACCAUCCGACUACGCCUGGGUUGUAUAUGUUUAUGUUGUGCUAUAAAAAUGGCGGUCUGGCGAGAGAGAAGGUUCGCGACGCGAUCAAUGAGAAGCUUGGAGUUGGCGAGAAGAACUCGUGGACAGAGUUCGACAAACGGCUGCUUGAUACGCCACCCCUCGCUCAAUCGGAUGAGAAAUACCCCAUGCAUUUAGGUCUAUAUUUCCCCCGCCCUGAAAUCAUUCCUAACCUUCCGGUUGGAGAGUGGCAUUUUUCAUACAAGCCCCAGACCGAUGAGCUCAGCCCUGAGAAAUCUGUACCGCAGCCCCCAGAACAAGACGCCAGGGUCAUUGUGGAAAGUCAGUUCCUCUCUCUCCGGCUCCGCUCUAGGGAACUCGUCUCGAGCCCGGCAAAGGAUCUGCCGCCGCAGCCACGCAGGAUCUAUCUGGUAGGUGGCGGGUCACGCAACAAGGCCAUCGCCCGCGUUGCGGGUGAGGUGCUCGGCGGCUCCGAAGGUGUCUUCAAGCUCGACGUCGGCGAGAACGCGUGUGCCUUGGGCGCUGCAUACAAGGCAGUCUGGGCGGUGGAGCGAAACCAGGGCGAGACGUUUGAGGAGUUGAUCGGCAAGAGGUGGCGCGAGGACGAGUUUGUCGAGAAGAUUGCGGAUGGUUACAACGCCCCGGUGUGGGAGAAGUAUAGCAGCGCACUGAAAGGUUUUGAAGAAAUGGAGACGAGGCUGCUGAGGGAGCAUGAGAGGAAAGGGGAGUGA